AUGGUAGAUCUUAAUUCAAUUACAACUUUGGUGACUUCUUCAGUAAAGAAUCAUCAAAAGGAGUUGUUAUAUGUAGCAGGUUAUUAUGGUGUAGCUGCUGCAAUCAAUUAUAUAACAUAUAGAAUGCAUUCAAAGAAACCACAAGAAACUAUUGAACAUUAUAUAAUCAAUGCACCAGUUAUUAUUGAUUUACAAGUAAAGAUGUUACAAACCAAUGAUUUCGAGAGAAUAUUCAAAGGUAAUCAAAUGUUGUUGUUGUAUACCAACAUUUCAUCAAACAAGGCUGCAAUCUUGCAACUAUCAAAUAGAAAGACAAUCCUUGGAUUGGUAGAGAUUAUCCGUACUGCAUCAUCUGCAGUCUCCAAACAAUACCUAAACAGUCAAUUUAAAACACCCGAAGAAAGAGAUAUGGUCAUCAAUGUUGUAGGUGCAAAUAAUAUAAUGACAUUUUCAAUUAUGAUUUUAGAUUUAUUAUAUACUUAUUGCUCAUUGGAGGAAAUACCAAUUAGAGAAAUUAUAGAUUUAAUGGAAUCAAUUGAAACACCAAUGCCAAUUGUAAUCUUGUUGGGAUAUUCAAUUGCUAAAUUGAUAAACACUAGAAGAGAUGCAAGAGCUGAAUGUAUUAAUCAAGGUGCCUACAAGGCAUUGGGUGAUUUGUUAUUGAUUUAUGGUGGUGAUCUUAAAUUUGAAAUCAAAGAUGCACUUUAUAAGCUGACAACUACCAUCUCUGUGGCUAUUAAAAGAAAUCUAAUCGAUACUGAUAUGAUUGAUUAUAACACUUACCAACACCUAAAGAAUUGGAGAUUUAUCGGUUGGCUUCCAAGACCAUUCAAAUACAAUGUACUUUGGAAUACAUUUACCUUUGCAUCGGCUAUUGCCUAUGUACAUCUGUUCAAAGAUCAAUCCGUAUGGCAAGCAUGUGCACUUGGUGCAAGUGCCAUUCUCUUACCAAAGAUACAUACAAUGAUCUACGAUCCCAUCAAGAGUCGUCUCAAUACCCAACGUUCCCUCUUCCUCUUUGACACUUUUGAUAUGGGCUUGUGUUUUUCUGCCAUGCAUGCUCUCAACAAUCUCGUUUUCAACAACAACUAUACCAUUGUCUACAUUGGAUCUAGUUUUAUCAAUAGUAUCAUUCAAUACACUAGAGAUCAAACAAAACAUAAUCGUUCUCUAAAUGCUUUCUUUAGAAGAGAUGAAGUUAGUAUUAGUGAUGAUUUAACAAAUCCUGAAUUACAAAAGAACCAAUAA
This is a messenger RNA of Cavenderia fasciculata, 1248 nucleotides long. RefSeq lists its product as uncharacterized. The record is from RefSeq and is a predicted model, not a curated record. The transcript has 3 exons. NCBI's taxonomy places the organism in Eukaryota, Evosea, Eumycetozoa, Acytosteliales, Cavenderiaceae. Bases 1 to 1248 code for a protein of 415 amino acids.